Molecule: messenger RNA, 1084 nt
Organism: Apis florea (little honeybee)
Lineage: Eukaryota; Metazoa; Arthropoda; Insecta; Hymenoptera; Apidae
Product: dynein regulatory complex protein 9
Biological process (GO): cilium organization
Cellular component (GO): motile cilium; cytoplasm
Molecular function (GO): protein binding
Source: RefSeq, a predicted model, not a curated record
AUGGCCACGAAUGGUCCUUCACGGUUCUCCCCGGCGGAACGGCCCGUAAUUUUAGCAGCGCUCGAGGAGUUCACGAACGCGUUGGCCAUUUACCACAGCACGCUGAGAAAGCAGACCGCGAGACGCGGUAUUCUUUUCGACUGUUCGCCCCUCGGUGGCUUGAAUCCGGAAAUGGGAAUUAUGGAGAUCGACGAUGUUAAAGAACGAGCCGUCCCGAAGAAAAUUUACGAAAACAGUUCAUGCAUGGAAAGAAUCAUGGAGGAAUUGAAGAUAGAGAUACGAGAGCGGGGAACGUUCGAGUUAUUGAGCGAAGAGAUCGAGAAGAUCGUGAGACGCGAAAAAGGAGAAGAGGCAGUUUUCAAGGAGCGAGAGAAAUUAAGAGAAAGUGCGAAAAAAUUGCAGGGAAUGAUCGAUGAGAGGAAGAUUGUUAACGAGCAGGAGAAAAGACGAAUAUUGAACGAGGUCGCGAAGGAGCAGCGCAACGUGGAAAAAUUAAAAUUAAUCUCGAGCAUGGAGUUGGAGUACGCUACGGAAUGGGAGAAGGCAAGAUACGAGCAGAAUUUGUUGCGUUGCGACAUGGAAGUGGAAAAAUUAAAGAAGGUAUUAGAAGAUCGACGCGUACGUGAAAAAAAUGAACGGCGCGUUCACGCCGAGUUAACAAAAUUUCUGAUCCAGGAAACAGCGUUGCUAGAGAAAAAAAACAAGGAAUGGGAAGAGCGAUAUAUUCGAGAAAAAAAGAUCUACGAAAAGGAGAUCCAACAGUUACGAAGUGUAAAAAUAAUUCAAAAAGAGAUGGAUAAACUUGAAGAAGAGUAUCGAUGUAAUCAAAAGUUCAUAAACACGUAUCUGGCGGAAAAGGAAGCAUUGAAAAAGGAGAAGGAGCGAUGGGAGCACAUGCAAAAAAGUGCAAUCAAGAUUCAAGCUUGGUGGCGAGGCGUUAUGGUGCGCCGGAAGUUGGGACCGUAUCGACUCGCGGAAAAAAAGAAAAAACGACCGACUAAAACAAAGAGAUGACUCUCUUUCCGUUUCACUUAUCCCUUAAUGCCUGUACAGAUAUGAUUCUUCUUAGAACAAUACUUGAACG